CUGUCCAAUCAGAGCGCGAGGCUCUUGUUUGGGGUAUUAAGGAAGAAAAAAACACAACUGUCUACCACAACCUGCGUAAAAGGACUAUUUCAAACCUUUGUACGGCACUUUGUCUUAACACGUUUGUACGGAAACUGUAACGUGCAGUGAAGUGUAAGAGGCAGUGUUUUAUUUCUAUCGGCUGUGUCGCGCACUCUAACCUAAAUGCAGCAAGGGUUUGCGAGCUAGCAUUGUAGCUAGCAGUAUAUUAGUGCUUUAACGAAGAGGUGGUUUCUUUUACUUGGUAAGUGAAGUCUUGUGACAGUAUCUUGACUGCUUUAGGGAUUAAAUUUGCAACGAGCUUUCUUGUAUCUGGAGGACAGUGGCAGGGCUGUUUUUACAGAAGCCAACUGAGUUUUCAGUGGAAGAGUUUGCAGCCUCUGUACCAAAACAGUAAUUUGACGACGUGUUGUGCAGUCAGUUAGCAAUGGUGCAAGGACGGGGGAGCGUCAUCAACACCAGAAAUACAAGCCUGUGUAUUCAUCUGUUUAACAAAACGUGCCUUCUGAUCUGGACUGACAAUUAAAAUGGUGUGUCACUGUCAGAGUCCUGUGUGACAGACUUCCUUCAGAACUGGAUAUAAUCCCAACAGAAGAUGGAGAACUCUUCUCACACAUACAUCUCUGACUUUGGAGACAAAGAGGAUAUAGAGGAGGAAGUUAUUUGUCAAGCAGAAGACAUGAAUAAGUCUUUGCACCAAGAGCCUCACAAACAACCCAGUCAGGGUACUGAGAGAGACCAGGAAUCUUAUCCUUGCCAGCACUGUGAGAGACAUUUUGCCAGCAAACAAGGCUUUGAACGACACAUGCACAUCCAUCUUUUGGUGAACAAUGAGGCAAAUGCAUACAAAAGCAAAGAGAGCAACCCGUCUUUUGGUUCAAAACUAGAUCAGCUGCAGCAUGAGAAGAUGAAACCUCUCGAUUCAGUAGGCUCAGUCAUGCAACUUCAUACUUCAUCCCCUACUAGCUCUAAUACCUCAGUUUUGUCAGCUGGUGACAAGCUAAACAGACAGGGAGUAUUAGAUGGCCGUCAUGCUUGCAAGUUCUGUGAAAAGAUAUUCACUACAUAUGCCAACAGAGAACAGCAUGAAUGCAGGAUCCAUAAUCAGCACCUGCAACUUGCAUGUGUAGAAAAAAACCAGCUGAUGGAGGAGAAAACUCACAAGAUAUUCAGUGAAACAGCUCAACAGGAGAUAGAGCUUGGUAAAAAUAGAGCACCUGCUGCAAUUCUGGAGAAUGAAGAGGAGCACAGAGAGCAAUACAUGCUAGAUGUUUCGAGCAAUAUUUCAGAGAAUCUCAGCUUUUACAUUGAUGGAAAGAUAGUGUCAACAAGUACAGUGAGUAACUGUGAAGCAGCUGAGGUUCAUUCAGGGUCUUCAACUUUAAUUGGACUGGAUGCCCUGAUUCUAGACCCCGCCCACAUCAGCCAGGUUUUACAUACAGAUCCAGUUACAUGCAAAGAUAUACCUGGUCAACCACUGGCUAAGAGAAGAACUGCAACACCACCCAUUUUACCACAAAUUAAAACUGAACUGGAGUCUGAGGUCGUGGUGUCGUCUUCUUCAUCAUCACUUGUAUCGUCUUUAAUUGAGACUCUGCUUCCUCAGAAUACAGAGUCUACAGUUGUUCAAAACGAAAGAACUGUGUUUCUGUCUCCUAAGCUGAAGCAACUCUUGGAGAAGCAGGAUGGACUUAACCCUACACUUGCCCUGAUCACAGAUGGCCAAAAGCCUUGUUCACCUGUCUCUCUCUCAGUCCUGCCUGCUGGAACAGGAAGGUUUAAAAGAAGGACUGGUUCGCCAACAAGCUCUCCACAGCAAAACCCAUCAUCUGUUGAGGAAACACCAACACCACCUACAGAGGAUCCUGGAAGUGCAGGACAGAUUGAGACCCCACAUAGCUCACCUGUGCAUCAAACUGCUCAUGAAAAUGACAGAACUCUAUCUGUGGAUGAACCAUCAAUGUUGACUGAGACCUGGACCCUCAUGACAGGUGGCAAUUCCUGUAACCAGCAACCACUGGAUCUCUCCAAUACAGUCAAAAGUAUUGAAGAUGUAGCUUUAGCUGAUGCUGCACUGGAUUUGAGUUUGCAAAAAAAGAGCCUGGACGAAUCUGAAUUGACCUUAAAUGUACUUUCGCAGUCAGUUUUGAAAGAAAAAUCAAAUGCAUGCAUGGUGGAGAAAGCCAUAAUAAAUAUUGGUGGGCAAAGUGUAAGCCUAGGGAAUUCUGAGACUCCUUUAGUCUCAGACUUUGCCAUAGUCACAGGUUCAGAUAUAGUGACCCCAGUGGAGCCUGUUACAGAAGGGCUUGUUUAUGGACUUGCCCUGCCUCCCAGUUCUCUGACUCCUUCACCUGCCUCCCUUACUCCUGUUGCCUUGCAGCCAGCUUCCCCAUGCACUAUAGCAUUUGCAUCCCCAACCUCACAUACCAUGCUCCCUACUGCCCCUUCAUUAAUCACAGUUUUGGCACCAUCGCCUAUUUCUAAUCCUACAAGUCAACCAAUUCAGGUAUUGGGCCCAAGUCUAUCUCCCAAACCCUUGGUAAUCUGCACAGAAAAUGCAUUAAAUUCUUCAGAGUGUGAUUUAACAAACCUGGUCACUCUUUACAAACCCCUUGACCAGACUUUAAGUCUGCCUGGUCAUGUGUUUCUCACUGAUCAAAUUGCUCUCAGUCCAUCCAUGGACAAGUCCACUCCUGUGUCUGAUGUGCCAUUUACAUCCACUGUAACUUUAAAUGACUCCCUCAUCAAUUCUUACAACAUUACCAGUAACACAGUGUUGAUAGAGUGCACAAUAGCUCUUGAAGCCCCAGGGAGUGUAGUCCCUGCUGCAAUUACCUUACAAGAAAAUACUGCAGAGCCUCCAGCACCUACACAGAUGGUUGUUAAUCACAUAGAACAGCAGCAGAUUCUAUCUGUGCCCAACCCUCAUAUUGUGGACCCCACUAUUCUUGUGUCCUCUAUCGCAGAACCAGUAACCCUAGCCAACUCGGCGGUAUCUGAUUGUCCUGCUGUAGGGGAACCAAUUCCUGACCCAAAGGCUGACUCACAGCAUGACCCACAGCCUGUUAAUGCAGAGCCACCAACCACAAAAGAGGAAGAAGCUAUUAACAGUUCUGUUUCCAUCCUCAAAAUCCAAUCUGAAAUAUCAGCCCCUUCUGACAAAGCUCAAUGGAACGAAGCCUCAAACAACACACCAACUGAUGCACUACAACAGAGUUUCACCAAGAAUUUCAUCUGCAAUGUGUGUGAUAAGCUUUUUCAUUCAAUGAAAGAGCUAGGCCAUCAUGUAAGUGACCAUGCCGAUGAAUGGCCCUAUAAAUGUGAGUUCUGUGUGCUGGUCUUUGGCAAGCCGUCUGCUUUGUUGGACCAUAGAUCAAGCCUCCAUGGUGUCGGCAAGACUUAUGUUUGCAGUGCAUGUACAAAAGAAUUUGUAUACCUUUGCAAUUUGAAACAGCAUCAGGAGGAGUUGCAUCCCGGCCAGCAGUGUACAUACACAGAAGAAGAAAAAGGAAAACUAAGACCACAGAACUACAACAGCUCAUCAAAAGUCAACACAGAGCCUUCAGUGCCUGAUGCUCCAGAGGAACCCAAUACAUUUGUGAAAAAGGAAGAAGGGGAAGUGGAUGUGGCUGCUGAAGAACUGUUUACUACUGUAAAAGUCAUGGCCUCAGAUGGAAGCAAAAUCAAAGGGCCUGAUGUUCGUCUUGGCAUUAACCAACACUAUCCCAGCUUCAAGCCCCCUCCAUUUCCUUACCAUAACAGAUCACCCACUGGCUCAUUGGCUUCAGCCACGAACUUCACCACCCACAAUAUCCCACAAACCUUUAGUACAGCUAUUCGGUGCACCAAGUGUGGAAAGAGCUUUGAUAACAUGCCAGAGCUGCACAAACAUAUCCUGGCUUGUGCAAAUGCCAGUGAUAAAAAGCGAUACACACCCAAAAAGAAUCCCAUCCCUCUGCGCUACUUUGCAAAAUCUGAGAAUGGAGUGCUGUCUACUACAAAUUCUACUAAUGGACUAAAUGUUUCCAACAGAGCGAGUCAGUCACACAGAUCCAAAUCUAAUCGUGAAUCACCAGUAAAGUUUAAAUUCAAAGUACUGAACAAAGAAAGGAAAAAAGAGCAAAAGAAGAAAAAGUUAGUCCACAGAGUUAUGCCACAGAGGAACAAGUCAGACCCUUCAUCAAAAGUGCCAUCUGCACAGGUGGAUGAGCAGCAGGACGUAUUUGUCUGCCCACAUUGUAGCAGGGAGUUCACCAUGCGUCGUAGCAGAACGAAACACAUGGCAGUGUGCCCCAAAAAACCCAAAGAGGUGAAGAAACGAAAAGAAGGAGGAAUCUCUGUGACAAAGGAAAAUGAUGGACACAUGCACAGAGGGGUUUCUUGUGUUGAUGAGAAGCAGCAAGCCACACCUCAACACAAAACAAGACUGCAGACAUCCAGCUCCACUAAGAGGCCUGCCAUCCUACCAGUGCAGACUGUCUUUGCAAACAAAAGAAGUAAAAUAAUUAUAAAAGAGGGCACACAGCCAAAGCAAGAGACACCAACUCUCAAUGAACUUCCCAUUGUCCGCACUUUCAACCCUGCUAUGCGCCAGUAUAGCAGAGUGCAGCAUAGCAUCAAAAGAAUCCCCAUUAAAAUCACCAUAGUGAAACCACGACAGACUGUACCACAGAAUGAGCUGCCUCCCACCCAGAGCUGCGAAGAGGCAGCAGGAGGCGCUACCAGCGGUUCUGAGCAAAGUGCUAUGUCUUGAAGACUACAUGUCCAUCGGGGGAUCAGCAGGACCCUGCUGUGUGGAACUCCCCAUACAUCUUUAAUCAUACUAAAGAGAGACAAUUGCUUCACACUGUAAACCCAAUCAGCCCUGUAGUUUGCAUUAUACUGUACAACAAUAAGUAACUGAAUAUUGGAUGGAUAAAACAGGCGACCAAGGAUACUGCAGCGAGUGGAUGUGUUUGAGUAUUUGAAUGCUUUUGUAGUAGCCUGGGGUUUUGUAGAUUUCUUCUUCAUUUGUAAACUUUCUGGCAGCAGUUUGGAUUUGCACUUUGACGUUAAUCUGUCUGCUGUCAUGAAUUGGAAAGGAAGUGGGGGGGACCUGAGCUGGAAGGCUGCUCUCAUUUCUUCCUUAGAGAGGAUGGCAGGUGGCAAUCAUUUUCAGCAUAUGUUUGCACUUUUCCUUAUCUGUUGUCUGUGGCUUUUUGGUUUAAAUUUUUACUGCAUGCUGUGCACUUGUACUACAGUUAAUUAAUUUAGGAUGUUUAGGAUAUUAUGUUGACUCUGUUAGGCCUGAAUCUGAUAUUGCUCUGUUGGUUUGAUUGACAUUAGCCAGUGUAUUUACAUGAAACGCGUAGAGAUUCAACAGAAUCAUA
This is a messenger RNA of Monopterus albus (swamp eel), 5408 nucleotides long. It is a transcript of the gene prdm2a, whose product is annotated as PR domain containing 2, with ZNF domain a. NCBI's taxonomy places the organism in Eukaryota, Metazoa, Chordata, Actinopteri, Synbranchiformes, Synbranchidae. Gene Ontology annotation, cellular component: nucleus. The record is from RefSeq and is a predicted model, not a curated record. The coding region runs from base 635 to 4792 and encodes 1385 amino acids. The transcript is spliced from 4 exons. Gene Ontology annotation, biological process: regulation of gene expression.